CACUCGCCCGCACGGCCACCAUGAAGAUCACGAACUCUGCGGUGCCCGUCUACACAAUCAGCGGCAGCGAGGCGCGUCCUCUGCCGGAGUGGCUGAUUCGCAGAAGAAAGCGGAGCUUGAAGAACGACCCCGAGUUCGCCAACCGCGUAGAGCUGCUGCAGGACUUUGGCUUCGAGGAGGCCAGCCAGUGCGUGCGCGUCAGUCCCGACGGCGACUGGGUCAUGUCCACGGGCACCUACAAGCCCCAGAUCCACGCCCACUACCUGCCCCACCUCUCCCUCUCGUUCGCCCGCCACACAAACACCCUCAACGAGACCUUCCGCAUCCUCUCGAGCGACUACACGAAGAGCGUCCACCUCCAAGCCGACCGGGUGAUCGAGUUUCACACCGGCGGGGGACUGCACCACGCGACGCGCAUACCCCGUUACGGGCGGGACUUGAUAUACGACAGGCGAUCCGCAGAAUGUCUGGUGCCGUCGGUCGGCGUGAACGCAGACGGGCUCGGCGAAGCCUUCCGUCUGAACCUCGAGGUGGGACGCUUCAUGCGCAGCUACGAGAUUGACGUGGGUGGAGAUGAUCUCUUGACAGCAGCGCCAGGGUCGCUGCAGGGCGGCGUUGAGGCCGGCGCCGUCAACACUGGUGCGAUCGCAGAAGACAGCCACAACCUCUUGGCUUUCGGUACAUCGCUGGGCACAGUCGAGUUCUGGGACUCAAGGUCAAGGAACCGGGUUGGCAUUCUGUCAGCGCCGCAAGACGCCUUCGAAGGCCGGUCAGAAGUCACAGCGCUCACGUUCCCUCGGUCAGGGCUGAAUCUCGCGGUCGGAAAUUCGAAGGGAUUGGUGCAUCUCUACGAUCUGCGAUCACCCACGCCGUUGCUCAAGAAGGACCAAGGAUAUGGAUUCGCCAUCAAGAACAUCAUCUACCUCGAAAACAACACCUCAUCGCGCGGCCAAGUCACCGAGCCCAAGAUCCUUACCGCCGACAAGCGCAUCAUCAAGAUCUGGGACCCUCAAAGUGGCACGCCAUGGACGUCGGUCGAGCCUGCCGUCGACCUGAACCACGUCGAGUGGGUCAGGGACAGCGGUAUGCUCCUGACUGCCAACGAGGGAAAACAGCAGCACUCGUUCUUCAUCCCGCAGCUCGGCCCGGCACCCAAAUGGUGCGCCUUUCUCGACAACAUUGUCGAAGAAAUGGCCGAAGACCCCAACGACCCCAACGCCUUCGGCGCCGGCUCCACAGGCGAAGUCUACGACAACUUCAAGUUCCUCACCACCGCGCAGCUCAAGACCCUCAACCUCGACCACCUCAUCGGCACGACCAGCCUGCUCCGCCCCUACAUGCACGGCUACUUCGUCGCACAGAAGCUGUACGAAGAGGCGAAGCUCAUCUCGAAUCCCGACAUGUGGCAGGAACAGCGCGCCAAAUCCAUCGCGGACAAGAUCAACAAGGAGCGCGAGUCCCGCAUCCGCGGCAACAAGAAGGUCUCGGUCAAAGUCAACAGAGCUCUCGCCGAGAAGAUGCAGGCCAGGGAAGAAGAAAAGGAACGCAGACGCGCCAAGCGCGUGCUCAAGAAGGGCGGCGACGACGACAUGAUGCUCGAUGCCGCCGCACCUGCAGUCGAGGCGCCCGAGAAGCCUGCUGGUCUGCUCGGCGACGCCCGUUUCGCCCGGCUCUUUGAAGACGAAGACUUCGAAGUCGACGAGCAGUCCCACGAGUUCCAGGCCAUCAACCCCAGUACAAAGAUACCCAAGGGCCUUACUGCCGCCGAACAGGAAGACCUCGAGUCGCGACCUGGCUCAGACACAUCGGACUCCGACGGCUCCGAAGCCGAAGAGCGGCCCGUCCGCAAACCACCAGCCGAUACACGCAUCUCCUCCUCUUCCUACCGCAAGGCCGGUCACAACAACCCCAUGCUGCAGAAUCAGCGCGGGCCGCAGAUGGUGGUGUCGAACUCGAAUUCGAAAAAGAACGCUCCAAAGGCUGAUAAGACGUUCGGCUCGCGAGUAUCUAAGCUCAAAGACCGCACACCAAAGUCCAGCACAACCACCGUCGUUGGUGAGCGCGAAAUCACAUUCGCACCCGAACAGAAGACGAAGAAGAAACCGCAAGGCGGAGAGGCCGGGCAGAGGCACGACAGGCGGAAGGAGAAGAACAUCCGCAGUGCAAGUGGAAACGCGUUUAGGGGGAUGUAGAGCCUUCAUGUCAAAAGUGAGCACAUACAGCAUAGGCAAGGAGUCAAU
Messenger RNA from Macroventuria anomochaeta, 2240 nucleotides. RefSeq lists its product as uncharacterized. The record is from RefSeq and is a predicted model, not a curated record. The coding region runs from base 21 to 2192 and encodes 723 amino acids. Lineage: Eukaryota; Fungi; Ascomycota; Dothideomycetes; Pleosporales; Didymellaceae. Gene Ontology annotation, molecular function: protein binding. Gene Ontology annotation, cellular component: 90S preribosome; nucleolus; nucleus. The transcript has 3 exons. Gene Ontology annotation, biological process: maturation of SSU-rRNA from tricistronic rRNA transcript (SSU-rRNA, 5.8S rRNA, LSU-rRNA).